Colletotrichum gloeosporioides is the source of this 3003-nucleotide messenger RNA. RefSeq lists its product as uncharacterized. Gene Ontology annotation, molecular function: GTPase activator activity. The transcript is spliced from 2 exons. Gene Ontology annotation, cellular component: SIN/MEN two-component GAP complex; mitotic spindle pole body. Bases 1 to 3003 code for a protein of 1000 amino acids. Gene Ontology annotation, biological process: regulation of Ras protein signal transduction; mitotic spindle orientation checkpoint signaling. NCBI's taxonomy places the organism in Eukaryota, Fungi, Ascomycota, Sordariomycetes, Glomerellales, Glomerellaceae. The record is from RefSeq and is a predicted model, not a curated record.
AUGGAACCUUUACGCCUCAAGCCACGCCUGCCGGCGGUCGACCUCGACAUCGAGGACUGGGACGAUGACGACUUCCAAAUCGAAUCCGACGACCUUACUUUCCGGACCGCAUCUACCGCCACCACCAAUGCCCCGCCACGUCGUGAUUCGGCGUCCUCCCACAUGUCCUUUCGCUCCGAACUCGAAUCGGUCAUUGACGAGGAGACCCAUGUACAUGUUCCCGGCGACGAUGAGAAGUCGACCAUGGACGCUAUAGCCGCAGCUACACAAGCCGGCAUUCCCAUACCCAAAAACGUACCUUCAUCCGCUCUCAUGGGCGGCACCAUCAAGCGACUAGGAGGAAGAAAGAUUAAGAAGAUUAUCCAGGACGAUUGGGAGGACGACUUGGUGCUACCGGAUUCAAAGGACGGACUUCGCAUCAAGCCUCAGGACGCUUCUAAGUUCCCCGAUAUGCUCAGGCAAGUUAGCGGAGGCUCCAGCCAAACCAGCCCGACGAAGCCUAUGAAGACCCCUCUUGCUCCGUCAUUAUUGGACCGAAGAGAGUCGACCGACCGCAGAGAGUCAACUGAAUCGAGGACGAGCACAUUAUCGGGUGCUAUUAACUUGGACAAGUUCCGAGACAACGACGAUGAUGAUGACUUCUUCGGCGAUGGAUCGGAGACCAUCAAAGUGUCGAAGACACGGCCUCCGAAACCUAUCUCACUUAUCACUCCCCCAACGCCUUCCAAGGGCAAUGUGAAGCCUUUGGACGACGACUUCGAGAAUGACUUUGAGCUGCCUUCUGAUGGUAAGCUGAAGCUUUCUACUCGCAAGGACAUUCCGAAGACACCAUCGAAUCAGGCAGAUGACUUGGACUGGGGCGAGGGCAGCCUCGGUACUCGUUAUGGGGGCACUCGACGAGACGCACGCUCUAAUAGAAGCUCGUCCGUCUCGGCUAUGAGCCCCAGCGUAUCAAGUUCGUUCACCGCUGAGAGCGAGGAUGAAACGUUUGAGGGACUCGUGCUGCCAACUGGCCCUGUCAACUUCGAGGAGAGGCUGAAGAGGAGAAAGCUCAGUCGCUCGCCUGCCCGACCGGUUGAAGAAGAGCCACCGAACCUCAAGACGCCAAAAGCUGAGGUGGAGGGCGAAGAUCUGCUGGAUGGCCUUGAUGUCGGCGACGGCGAUGUGUUCAACCCCGGCAAGCUCACACUUCACCGUAACAUUCGCCUCAACAACAAUCGACCACCAAGCCCAGCGCGCCCCAAGACGGCCGUCUCCCUCACGUUCUCGAGCAAGCCGACACCCUCACGAUUGCCCCGGCCAAGUCAUGAGAGGACAAUGUCUGCACUGGAGCCUGUUUCUGAAAGCGGCGGACCCAUCCUUUCUCGCUCACGGAGGUCUCAGUCUCGUCUCGGCCAUCAAUCUCAGUCCUCCGUCACCAGUGUUCACAGCAUGCCUACUCCCACAACGCCGUCUCCUGCUCAUUCUCUGCUUCCGGCCACUCCUCGCAGAAGAGAGCUUGGCUCUAGGACAUCCACGACAUCGCUGCGGAAUGAGCCGACAACCACUCACUCGCAGUUGCUGAGAUUCAAGAGGUCUUUACCAGCUAUGAACAUAAAGCCCUCCAGCUCACCUGCCAAGCCGACUGGCUCUCGUUUCGAGAGACCACCUUCGAGGACUGAGGGUAACCGCCAACAGUCAGGGGCGCGACCGAAAACGCCAGUCGAGAGGACCCGCCCUGCAACGGUGGAAAGCUUCGCUGCUCAGCAACGACGACCUUUCCUCCCUGCUGGGGCAUCUCAAUCCCAGUCGCAACACGUGACUACUAAAACUUCUCGCACCUUCCGACGCCAUGAUUCCGAGAAUGCCUUGGACUUGCGGCCGACUUCGAGGGCAUUUUCGAGGUCUACAAUGCGCUCACCUAGUCCCAAGAGGCUCAAUCGACAUUCGGAUCAUAUCACUCACGAUGUCUUCUCCAGCUCUUCUUUCCGCAACAUGACCAAGCCUCACCGGACCCGCAAUUUCGGCGAUGGUCAUGAGCUGGAUGCCUUCGACGAUUUGCCUACCUCAGCUCAAUCCGAGGCGAAAUUCAUCCGACAACCUGUCAAGGCGCCGCUUCGCAAUAAGAUUUACCAGAAUGUGCAGACCGAUCGGACUACCACACCCUCCCCGGCACCAUUUUCAUCCCCUGCGAGGUCUGAUUACACGCCCCAUUUUGCCCGUGAUACCCAGGCUAGCCGAAUUGCUCGGGAGACCUCGCUUGCCCAAAGAGCUCCAUCAGGCCCACUGGCGCCUCUCACGUCUUCACGCGUCUCGCAACUGUCAUCGUCGAGGAACACUUUCAGCCCCGGAAUGCCGCAACCAUCGGUACGAUCAAAGAAGAAGAGGAACCCUCCUCAAUUAAAACCUCAUCUCAUAUCAAACAUGAAUAAAGAGAAGACACCACAACAUCUCCAGGGCAUGUUCUACAACCCUGACACUUUCCGUUGGGAAGGCAACGAAAAUGUCCUGAACGCGUUCGACCCACCACCCGCGUCGUCACCUUCGACAGCAUCACUACCACCUCACAUGAUGCGCGAUAAGGAAGCCACUACCCCCAGACCGGCUUUAAUUACGAAUAUUAGCCAUACGAAGGGCGUGCAAGUUGUGGGGGGAAUGGUUUUUGACCCACAGAACAUGUGCUGGCUGAAGCUUGGUCCCCAGUCGAACCCCAAGUCUGAGAUCCCCGAUCCUAUGGACGGCUUCAACGCCCUGGAUGACGACGAAGACGUCUUCAAAGACAUUCCAGACCUUGAAGACAACCAAGGCGACUCCAAGGAGCCUGGUCGUGUCAGCGAGGUCAAGGAUGAAUGGUUGGUCGGCGAAGAAUUCGACGUCGGUCCAGAGUUCAUCCGACGACAGAGAGAAGAGGAAGACAGGUGGAGAAAGAAGUGCGAGAAGUGGCUUGGUGUCGGCGAAAGAGAUCGCGAAGCAUGGCGGUGGGCGAUUCGCGACAUUCUACUAUAUCAGAGGACUGCCCAGUAG